This is a messenger RNA of Pyricularia oryzae 70-15, 3113 nucleotides long. RefSeq lists its product as uncharacterized. The record is from RefSeq and is a predicted model, not a curated record. Gene Ontology annotation, biological process: vacuolar proton-transporting V-type ATPase complex assembly. Gene Ontology annotation, cellular component: extrinsic component of endoplasmic reticulum membrane; Vma12-Vma22 assembly complex. Lineage: Eukaryota; Fungi; Ascomycota; Sordariomycetes; Magnaporthales; Pyriculariaceae. Bases 1 to 660 code for a protein of 219 amino acids. The transcript has a single exon.
AUGGAUUUAGAAAUUGACAACCUCCUGGAGCGCUACCUAGGGCUGCUCGACGAGUACACCAAGCUGCGUGAGUCCCUGGGCACAACCCAGCGCUUGAUGUACCAAAACAUUGCGCGGGCCAACUUCUCAGCCGAGAGGGGCAUGCGAUACGGGCCUGAUCACUUUGACGAGCGAAUGCAGGCCGUCCGGAAGCUGCGGUUGGUGGGUGAUGAGUCCAGAUCGUCAUCGCCCGGUGACGCCAGCAGCCCUCGGUUUGUAGUGGCGGGUCCCGAUCCUACUCGUGCCCCUGAGACACCCACCAAAGCCAGCGAUGAUGACGGCAAGGCAGCAGAUGGGGCAGAGAGCGAUGACAUUCAGACCGAAGACGCGGAAAAGACUAGGGAAACCGCCGAUGGCAACACCGCCCCGGCUCGGCCCAAGGACCCGCUGCGGUGGUUUGGGCUGUUCACGCCAGCGCCGCUACGGUCGGCCCAGGGCCAAGCCGUCCAGCUGGUCGAGGAGAUCGUCCCGAGGCUCGCCACCGUGACGGCCGAGAUGGCAAGCGUCGAGAUUGAGGUGCGCAGGGCCAGGAAGAAGCGCGCCAAGGCCGCUGCGAGGGAAGCAAAGAACGAGUCGGAGGUCAAGCAGCCUGCGUCUGGCCCGGAGCUUGCUGUUGCUUGAUGUCUUUUUUUUUUUUUUUUUUUUUUUUUUGCAUCGAUUCCCACGAAGCUUGGAACCCGAGGAAAUGCAGGAAAUGCAAACAGCGGGUGAACAAGAGGCUCUCUGUGUCCACAACUCAGAUGUCUCUGGUUAUGGUCUUCGCAGAAACAAAAAAUGCUGCUGCCUUCGCAUUUCACCGCGCUUGCGUGCCAUCUACCCAGAUCCAAUCUAAUGGUCUCGGCUUGGUCUUCACAUGACGUUUUCAGUCCAACACUGGUCCAAAGCCUGUGAUCAUACGUGCAUGGUGCAGCCUUUGGACUUGCACUUCCUCGGUACUCAAAUUCAUCAUUAUCGGGUUUUCACAACAGCUCCAAGAAUCUAUUUAUAUUUUCUUUUUCCCCCAUCGGCAAACUUCAGAUCACAAUGCACAGCGUCGUGAAAAAGAAAAGAUGGGUCAGUCGUUCAAUCCAAUUUGAUUGAGACUGCAUUUCUCCUGUUGCAAGUUUUCUCUAUCUCAAGUUGAGUGAUUGCCUCCUUUCGCAUAUCACUGGCAGAUUUUACAUGGGAAUAUUUGCUAUGUUGUUGAAACCUGAAUGCAACACCCUCCCACAUUUUUGCCCGUAUAAUCCUUCAACGCCAUGCCCAAACUCAUAGGGAAAGUCACAUAAUCAAAAGACAAGAAGAAGCCAGCUUAAGUUGUUAAGCAGACUUGGGCUGGUAGGUCUGCUUGGGGAAGGGGUAUCUGUAUAGAAAUUUGGUUAGAUCAUCUAUUAUUACCAUCUGCCACGUUUCUUAAACGGUCCUCAGGGGUUCACUUACGAAGGACCCAGCUCCGGAUGCUGAGGCGGGCGAGCCACUGGCCCCUGUCGACACACUCAGCCAGGGCCUUGUUCUCGACGACUCCGGCGCAGAAACCGGCGGCAAAGGCGUCACCGGCACCGUUGGUGUCGUUGAUCUGCUCUUUGGCGAUCUCGUGCACUGGGUACUCCUUGACCUCUUCCUCACCCUGGACGGCGACGAUGGUGGGGAGGGUGCCCUGGGUGAUGAUGGCGACGCGCUUGCGCUGCGAGUUCUCCUUGGGCAGGUUGGCGAUGGCCUUGGCGAUGGCGCGGACGUCAUCCUUCUUGUCAGCCAUGUCGUGCGACUCGGCAAAGGCGGCGGCCUCGGUCUCGUUGCCGAUGACAUAGUCGCAAUAGGGCAGAGCGGCGUCCAGGGGGUCCUUGAAGAACUGCGGGAUGAAGGGGGCCGACAGGGACAAGAUGAAGGUCUUGUUGUUGGUGGCGGCCUCCUUGGCCAGCUCCAUGAUGGCAGGAGGGCAGACUUUCAUGACAAAGGAUUAGAACAAGCUCGGUUGCGGGAUGGGAACACGAGUUUUCCCAGUUUAAACGGCGAACGGAUACAUACCGGUGAAGUGAUAACCACCAAUGUAGUACACCUCAGCACCCUUGACCAGCUCCCAGACCUCGGGCUUCUUCAGGAACUCGACCUCGUAGUGGUUAGCGGCACCCAGCUCGGUGCACAUGGAGCGGUUGUGGCCGGUGAUGACGACGGCGCAGCGGCCGGUGGUCUCCUUAGGGUCGACGCGGUACUCGACCCUAAGGCCGACCUUCUGGACGGCAUCGCGCAGGAUGGCGGAGUACUUGUCAUCACCGACACCACCCGAGUAGACGACGCUGUUGGGUGGCAGCAUGUACUGGGCGCCACGGGCCGUGUUCUGGGCGGCGCCGCCGGGGAUCAGCUUGGCGUCGUAGUUGUUGAGAAGCUCCUCGAAGAUGCCGGCGUGCUUAGCCUCGGCCAGGAUGGCAUCGUUGGCCUUGAGGCCGUAUUUGUUCAGGAGCGCCUCAUCUCCAACGGCCUGGAUGUCUGGAAUUAAUUGCCAAUUGAGUUAGCUUCAAGCUAUUUCUUUCUGCUAUUUUCCGUAAAAACAGCCGAGGUUUGCAGGAACAGAUUUCUGCUUAUCCAUAGCUCGCCCGCCUCAAGCCAAGGAUCCCCAAUUGAUAUUCCAAAAGUUCCACCAAAACGAUGAUAAAGCCAAAAGAUUUGCAAAACUAUCAACUUACCCAAGAGAGGGUUCUCAAGGCAGAAAAGACGGAAUUCCUUGGGGGAGCUCAUUUUGAUAUUCUUAUUGUGGUUGUACCGGAAGUUUGCGUAUGUAAGAAAAUGUUGGCUAGUCCUGGGCUAUGGGGGCGGAGGGGUAAUUGAAGCUCGACAAAUAGGUCUGAGAUGGAGUGGGAUGCUGCUUAGUGGGGUUCUUGUUGCACCGAGUCCAAAGUCUCCUUGUCAGCGUCUGAACUACCGGUACCUUGUGGGCAGCUUUGGCCAUAUGCAGACAAGCGUUUUGAGAACAAAGUUUGAACAUGGCAGUUGACUCCGAAGCUAGCAUACUCCGAAAAUCGUGUAGAGAGAAAUAAUGAGACGAGAUGCGUCUACAGCAAUUUAACAAACCUUCCAACCUUUCUGGAGGGACUCCAUGG